ACUCAGUAGCAUCCGACCACUGACUCACCACGCAAAUCAUAGAAAGAAAAACCGAAGCUCACCCAAGAGUAUGCUCAGCCCAGAGGAGACUUUGCGGUUCGAUAGAGCGAUGUAUCGCUAUUGGCUCUGGCUGGAAAUGUCCGACCAAGGAACCAUCUGGAAGGAGACGGCCAAGAGCACUGAAAGCGAUGACGAGGACGACGAUGACGACGAUGACGACGAGCCGGAGCCUGUGCUCUGCGACAGUUUUCUGCGCCUCUUGAGCUCCCUUCCAUCGGUGGAGUUGUGCGAGAUACUGGACGUCGGCGCAUUCGCCGAGGACACAAGCCUGUGGUCAGGGAAACGGUCGACCGCUGUCUCCUUUGUCGCGAACGCGGACCCAGCCGCUUUAGCAAUCAGCUUGGAGAAUGGGGGAUUCGACGCCGAAACCAUGGUCUACAGGAAUUGGGAGCCGGUCCGCCGCUGUAUCAAGGACGUGUUACAAUCGCGUCAAGUGGAGUUCGAUGAGUUGGACGACAAGACGCCCAGCGCGAUCGUGACGGCGCCUGUAGGCGCAGAGGACAAAUGUUCUCGUUGUGAAUCUGUCGGCGGGCUAAGCCUACUAGGCGUGAAUAAUAUGAUUCUUCUCUCCGGUCUGCUGCCCGUCCACGAAAGGACGUGGCUGCUGCCCGGCGUCCUGCACCGAAAUCGGGAAGAACGCAAACUCAUCACGGCGCAUCUCUCCGAUACUCAAAACCCGAUCUCGGAGAAGGACAUCUUCAGGGAGAUGGUCGAACUAGAUAUUGCGUCGACAGUCUUAGACACUUAUCCCGAAGAGCACUGGUCGACAGACGAAUGGUACUGCCUCGCUUGCAUCAAAGAUCUGUACCGGCAACGCUUCUUACCAUGGUGGAGGAAGACUAAGGAAAGCGCACACGGUGCGACAGCGCAAGAAGACUGUUGGUAUGGCUACAAUUGCCGGACAAUGACCCACAAGAAUGCCCACGCCUUGAAACUGAACCACCUCUGCAAACCGACUCGAGGAGACCAAACGAGCCUUGACCCUGCAGUGGUCAAUGCUGUGCUCAUGUGAACGUUGAGCGAUAUCUGAAAUUCUUCCUACAUCUAUGAGUAAUAGGCCGAUGCACCCAUGGUCUCCUGUUGUCUCCUAGGGCGGUCGAUGUGAAGUACUGUGCACCAUACG
This is a messenger RNA of Dichomitus squalens LYAD-421 SS1, 1183 nucleotides long. RefSeq lists its product as uncharacterized. Bases 71 to 1072 code for a protein of 333 amino acids. The transcript has 7 exons. NCBI's taxonomy places the organism in Eukaryota, Fungi, Basidiomycota, Agaricomycetes, Polyporales, Polyporaceae. The record is from RefSeq and is a predicted model, not a curated record.